Messenger RNA from Ceratitis capitata (Mediterranean fruit fly), 2101 nucleotides. Its product is annotated as BTB/POZ domain-containing adapter for CUL3-mediated RhoA degradation protein 3. Bases 399 to 1286 code for a protein of 295 amino acids. The record is from RefSeq and is a predicted model, not a curated record. Gene Ontology annotation, biological process: protein homooligomerization. Lineage: Eukaryota; Metazoa; Arthropoda; Insecta; Diptera; Tephritidae. The transcript is spliced from 3 exons. Gene Ontology annotation, molecular function: protein binding.
CAAUUUGGAGCAUUUGUGCUGUUUUGUGCUCCUCCCUGAUAAGUAGAUUUCAUUUUCAGUAGGACUAGAGCUAUUUUCCAAUUAAUUAGGAUCAAACUACUAGCUAGCUAAAUAGGAAAGAUAUAAGUGCAUAAUAAUUGAGCAUCUGUAAUAUUGCGCCCUCUAACUCUACAACGUAUUGUGGGCAGUUAAUCAUAUCUGAAAAAUCGAAAACGCCUCCUCAAUUGGACAAAAGAAUCGCCAAAAUUGAUACCGUGGCCGUAAUAACGUCGAGCACCUGCAGCGCCAAAGAUAGCGUUUGCAAAAGCUCCAGUGGCGUUAGUCUUGUGCCUAGUGGCAGUGGUGCAGUUGGAAAAGUGCAGUUAAUACCUGGACCCGGACUAGUGGCUACAAGUAAAAUGUCAGGCGAUCAAAAAACCUUUUUAAAGGGCCACUCGUCGCAGUAUGUCAAGUUAAAUGUUGGAGGACGUUUGUAUUACACAACAAUUGGUACAUUAACAAAGCAUGAUACCAUGUUGAGUGCUAUGUUCAGUGGCCGCAUGGAAGUAUUAACUGAUUCAGAAGGUUGGAUUUUGAUCGACCGUUGUGGUAAUCAUUUUGGCACCAUUCUUAACUACUUACGUGAUGGCACUGUUCCACUGCCCGAAUCUCAUAAAGAAAUCGCUGAGUUGCUUGCGGAAGCCAAAUAUUAUUGCAUUACUGAAUUAGCCAUGUCAUGUGAGCGUGCAUUGCUCGCUCAUCAAGAACCCAAACCCAUCUGUCGCAUACCAUUAAUCACAUCACAAAAGGAAGAGCAACUUCUAAUUAGUUCUUCCUCGAAACCUGCCGUCAUUUUGGUGGUGCAACGACAAAAUAAUAAAUAUUCUUAUACGUCCACUUCCGAUGAUAAUUUACUAAAAAAUAUCGAGCUCUUCGACAAAUUAUCCUUACGAUUCAACGAACGCAUUUUAUUUAUUAAAGAUGUGAUUGGACCCAGCGAAAUAUGCUGUUGGUCAUUUUAUGGUCAUGGCAAAAAAGUGGCUGAAGUAUGCUGCACUUCGAUUGUAUAUGCUACAGAUCGGAAACACACUAAAGUGGAAUUUCCAGAAGCACGCAUCUAUGAAGAGACGCUACAAGUACUAUUGUAUGAGAACCGUAAUGCACCCGAUCAAGAGCUAUUACAGGCAACAUCAUCAGUUCGAGGAGCUGUAGCUGCUCCCGGUAUGCAGCAGUACACCAGUGAUGAGGAAGAGGAGCGUACCAGUUUGGCACGACUGCGUUCGAACAAACGCAAUAAUCCCACUUGAUUUAUGAAACAAUACGUGGGAUGACAACGUACCGCGCUUCCCUAACUUUGGAGGGAUGUUAGCGGAGGGAGUGCAUAGAUAGCCAAAGAAUGAUACUAAUAUGAGGAUAAACAAACUCAUCCUCAUGCUUUUGAAAUAGAUAAAGGCAAAAUUAAUCAAAGAAACUAAAAUUUCCAAUAUGUGUGUGUGAACAGAAUUAUAUUGACCACACGUGAGGAAAUAUGCAAAGGUCUUUUGCAUUGCACACAUUCAAAUUUGUAAUAAAAACAUUUUAUCAUUUUGACUCAAAUGUAUUUUUAUACUCCAACAUAUUGUUUUUUAUAUCUCACAGUUUGUUAAAACUUUUUUAUACCUACCACGUAAAAACAUAAAAUAUUUCAAUGCAUUAAUGAUGUUCUGAUUAAUAGUCGUCUAACUCAUAUAGUAUUAAAUACAUAUACAAACAUUCUCAUUAUCGGUUUGUAAUUUAAAACUCGAGUUUUUAUUUUUUAUUUUAUUUAAUCAAUUGCGUUUAGUGUUCCCGUGAAACUGAUAAAUUUCACGGAAACGUAAUAAAUGUAUAUUUUUUAUACUGAAACGAGGAAACCAUAAAAUCUAUUAACAGACAGAAAAAAAGAAAAAUAAACGUUUUUUUUUAAUAGAAAAUUAAAAAAAUAUUCAAAUCUAAAAUGCGAAAGUUAGCUAAAAUGGAAUAUAAAAAUUUAAGAGCAGAAAAUCUUUAUGAGCCAAUUAAGAAACUCGUCGUUAGAAGUUAUAAGGAACAAAUAUGUAAAUAAAUUUAAUAAAGAGUGCACAUUAUUCCUCUAGAUGUCAAA